CAUGAGUGUUGACUAUUACUACACACCAAUAUCAGCGCCUUGUCGUGCCUCAUUACUCACGGCCAAGGCUGUCGGGGUGGUUGAACCUAAAGAGUUGAAUCUGUUGGCCGGGGAGCAGAUGAAACCGGAGUUCCUCGCCAUCAACCCACAACACUGCGUUCCGACGAUGGUGGACGGCGACUUAGCCUUGUGGGAAAGUCGCCCCAUCUGUACGUACUUGGCGUCCCAGUAUGGUAAGGACGACUCCCUCUACCCCAAAGAUCCCAAGACCCGCGCCAAGGUCGAUCGUCUCCUUUACUUCGACAUGGGAACACUGUACCACCGCUUCGGGGAGUAUGUGUACCCGGUAUUAUUUGGUGGCCAGCCUCGUGAUGAACAAAAGUUGGUGAAAAUCGACGAGGCUUUGGGAUGGCUGAAUGACUGGCUCGCCGGACAUGACUGGGCUGUCGGCAAUAACCUGACUGUAGCAGACCACUCCCUCGUCGCUACCGUCAGUACCAUGGAAGCUACAGGUAUCGAUCUAGCCAAGCACACAAAUAUCUCGUCUUGGUUAGGGAGAUGCAAGACAAAGAUGGCAGGUUAUAAUGACCUGAAUACUCCCGGAGCUGUUAAGUUUGGUGAGAUGUUCAAGUCGAAAAAUUAACUGGAAUUUCAGAACUGUGAUUUAACCCCUUGACUGCUCGUAAUGACUUAACUCUUUGACUACAAUGACUUAACUCCUUGACUACAAUGACUUAACUCCUUGACUACAAUGA
Messenger RNA from Homarus americanus (American lobster), 755 nucleotides. Its product is annotated as glutathione S-transferase 1-like. The record is from RefSeq and is a predicted model, not a curated record. NCBI's taxonomy places the organism in Eukaryota, Metazoa, Arthropoda, Malacostraca, Decapoda, Nephropidae. Gene Ontology annotation, biological process: glutathione metabolic process. Gene Ontology annotation, molecular function: glutathione transferase activity.